GGAUUCACCGAUGAACUUGAGAAACCCACAUGAUUUGGUAAUACUAAUGAGACAAGAAACAACAGUUAACUACCUCAAAGAACUGGAGAAACAGUUAGUUGCUCAAAAGAUUCAUAUAGAGGAAAAUGAGGACAGAGACACAGGGCUGGAACAAAGGCAUAAUAAAGAAGAUCCAGACUGCAUUAAAGCAAAGGUGCCCCUGGGGGACCUAGAUCUGUACGACGGCACAUACAUCACCCUAGAGAGCAAAGAUAUCCGCCCUGAAGACUAUAUAGACACAAAGUCCCCAGUGCCUCCAGACUUGCAGCAGCCAGACUGUACAAAAGUUCUAGAUCUUCCAUACAGUAUUCAUGCUUUUCAGCACUUACGGGGUGUCCAAGAAAGGGUUAAUCUUUCUGCACCCCUGUUACCUAAAGAAGAUCCAAUCUUCACAUACUUAUCACGGAGGCUGGGAAGAAGCAUAGAGGAAAUAGGUCACCGUAUUUAUGAUGGGCUCAUGAAGAACUCUUCUUCCUGGGUGCUGUAUAACAUGGCUUCUUUUUACUGGCGAAUAAAGAAUGAGCCAUACCAAGUAGUGGAAUGUGCCAUGCGUGCCCUUCAUUUUUCUUCAAGGCAAAAUAAAGACAUUGCACUGGUAAAUUUGGCAAAUAUUUUGCACCGGGCUCACUUCUCUGCAGAUGCAGCUAUUGUGGUUCAUGCAGCUCUGGAUUACAGUGACUUCUUUACCAGCUAUUACACUUUAGGAAAUAUAUACGCAAUGCUAGGAGAGUACAACCACUCAGUCCUGUGUUAUGAUCAUGCUCUGCAGGCCAAACCAGGGUUUGAACAAGCUGUAAAAAGGAAGCAUGCUGUCCUAUGUCAGCAAAAACUUGAGCAAAAAUUGGAAGCCCAGCAUAGAUCACUUCAGCGAACAUUAAAUGAAUUAAAGGAAUAUCAAAAGCAGCAUGACCAUUACCUUAGGCAACAAGAUGUUUUAGACAAGUACAAGCUCAUCCAGGAGGAACAAAUCUUGAGGAACAUCAUUCAUGAGACACAGAUGGCAAAAGAAGCUCAAUUAGGGAACCAUCAGAUUUGCAGAUUGGGCAACCAGCAGCAUAGCUUACACUGUCAGUGGGAUCAGCCUGUUCGUUAUCACCGUGGAGACAUUUUUGAAAAUGUGGAAUAUGUUCAGUUUGGUGAAGACUCUUCAACUUCUAGUAUGACAUCCAUGAAUUUGGAUCCUCAUGCAAACCAAAGUGUUCACAGCCAGUCCUUGCAGUCUUCCCCUGUGGCUCGUUCUGUGGUUUCAGUGUGGAGUGUGGAACCCAGCAGAGACAAACAGCAUAUUCUUUGGCCUCGGCGGUCAGAAUGCAUGAAAUCUUUUCCCAAAAUUCCUGACCCAGAAGAACUGCCAACUUAUUUCUUGCCUCCAGAAAACAGGGGAUUCAGAAUCCAGCCAGUACUGAAUAUCCCAAGAGAUACUGUUGAGCAUGGAGAAGCACAGGCACCAGAUUGUUCUUCCAUUACUGAUGCUCGUAAUAAUGAAUCUCUAAACAUCCUGGUCAAGGAACUAGACACUAAUCUAGAUUUGAAAUUCAGGAUGCCAGACGAUCAAGCAAGACAAGUUUUGCAUUCUCGUAUCAACAAUGAAAGUAUUACACUGACGAAGAUAGGAGUGUUUCUAGAUCAUGCCAUGAAAAAGCCAGAAGAUCCUCUAUGGCUUGUGCUUAAUGAAGCUGGAUUGUACUGGCGUGCAGUUGGAAAUAGCACCUUUGCUAUCACCUGUUUGCAAAAAGCAUAUAAUUUGGCUCCACAUGAGUAUCAGGACAUCCCUCUGGUCAAUCUUGCUAACCUCUUGUUUCAUUAUGGUCUUCAUUCGGAUGCCAGCAGGCUCCUGCUCAAGGCUUUGGCCAUCAAUGCCUCUGAGCCCCUGACUUUUCUGAGCCUAGGAAACACGUACCUGGCUCAGAACAACAUUAGUGGAGCUCUGCAGGCCUUCAGACAUGCACUGGAUUUGACAACCAAGUGCUUGGAGUGUGAAAGCAGCCUGAAGAUGAUCCGCUGUUUGCAGUUUUAUCCUUUCCUGUACAACAUCACCUCUUCUGUGUGCAGUGGCCACUGUCAUGAGAAAAAUCCAGAUGGCAAUUAUGGCAAGGAGAAAUACUUUGAUGACCACUAUGAGUCAGCUACAGCAGUGACAGAAGGACACUCUGAGGGAGGUACAGAAGAUCCAGAAGUCCUUACUCAGAGUUCAGCAAGGGAUCCCUCCUUCUUGAGACUGGAAAACACAGUCACUGCAGAAAGCAAUGGUUCAGAAGGAGUGGAGGGUUUAGAAGACGAUCAGAUGUCUGAAGAGAUGCUGGCUUUGGUGGAUGAGUUUGAAAAUUCUUGGCCUCAGGAAGGUUUUGAAGGGGCACUGGAGGUAAAAGGUCGUCGGAUGGACUUGCAGGGAAUCCGGGUCCUGAAGAAGGGAUCUCAGGAUGGACUUGCUAGCUCCUGUUUUGGAGACUGUGGUGACGAUGAUGAUGAAGCUGAAUGGAUCACUUUUCAGGUCAAACGUUUAAAGAAACCGAAAGCUGAAAGCUUGGAUCUCCAGGAGCCAGUUGGGAGAAAUGUGGAAGAAGGGACUAAUGCAGAAAAUGAAAACUUGUACCAAACUGCUCUAGAGAUCAGUGGACCAAAGAUACCUUCUCCUGGACCAAUAGGAAAAAGGCGUGACUACCGUAGCCUUGGCUGGCCAAGUCCUGAUGAAUGCCUGAAACUCCGCAGGGUAGAGCUCACAACUGUAGCCAGCACAUGGCUUGCUGUUUCCGCUAAAAACAUUGACAUUACAGAACACAUUGAUUUUGCCACACAGCUGCAGGAACCAGCCGUGGAGCCCCUUUGUAACCCAAACCUCCCAGCCAGUAUGCAUACUUUGGACCACCUGCAAGGCGUCUCUAGUCGGGCCAGCUUGCAUUACACUGGAGAAAGUCAACUGAAAGAGGUCCUACAGAAUCUUGGCAAAGACCACUACUCACCACAGUCACUAGAACAAGUUGGUACUCGAAUAGCCAAAGCUUUGGAAAAGAAUCAAACUUCAUGGGUCCUCUCUAGCAUGGCAGCUCUUUACUGGAGGGUGAAAGGCCAAGGAAAGAAGGCAAUUGAUUGUUUACGGCAAGCAUUGCACUAUGCACCCCAUCACAUGAAGGAUGUACCACUAAUAAGCCUAGCAAACAUCUUCCACAACGCCAGGCUCUGGAAUGAUGCCAUCAUUGUGGCUACCAUGGCAGUGGAAAUAGCGCCGCACUUCGUGGUUAAUCAUUUCACGCUGGCAAACGUCUAUGUAGCAAUGGAGGAGUUUGAAAAGGCCAUGAAAUGGUAUGAGUCAACACUAAAGCUUCAGCCGGAGUUUGCCCCAGCAAAGAAUCGAAUCCGAACCAUUCAGUGUCACUUACUUCUGAAAAAAGAGCGACGGUCUCCUUAGAGAUCAGCAUCUUUCUCUUUUUUAAAAAUCCAUUUUGGAAUGAGGUGCAAGGUUAUGCUCACCCUGAGCCAUACUUUCAGCUGCCAAGGAGGAGGAGGGAC
This is a messenger RNA of Ficedula albicollis (Collared flycatcher), 3546 nucleotides long. It is a transcript of the gene TTC17, whose product is annotated as tetratricopeptide repeat domain 17. Gene Ontology annotation, cellular component: actin cytoskeleton; cytoplasm. Gene Ontology annotation, biological process: cilium organization; actin filament polymerization. The coding region runs from base 11 to 3445 and encodes 1144 amino acids. The transcript is spliced from 25 exons. The record is from RefSeq and is a predicted model, not a curated record. NCBI's taxonomy places the organism in Eukaryota, Metazoa, Chordata, Aves, Passeriformes, Muscicapidae. Gene Ontology annotation, molecular function: protein binding.